UUGUUGUUUUGCUCUCCAGUUAGCCCGCGGUUGAUAGUCAAACCACACGCUGUAUAUCUAAGGUCAUUUGAGGGCGAGAGUGAAGUGAACAUGAAUAUAACAAUCAAGGGUGGUGUUCCAAAACCAAUGGUACGUAAGCUUACUGCUUUGCGGUGACGAAUAUAGACUGCCUGUUGUUGUUGUUGUUGUUGUUGUUGUUGUUUUGGAUGAAAUAAACAAACAAACCAACAAAGUCAUCGUUCGUUUUCCCAUUGGAACUUUUGUUACCCUUAUGCCUGAAUCAUCACCUUGGGGCCUUAUGCUAAACCUUGUGUAACGCAAACUCACCAAAAAUGCUCCUAGCUUCAAUCAAAUAUAGAAGCAGUAAAAUUUAUUUAGUCCAAAUGGAAUACUGUGAAUACAGAUUGAAAAACUUUGGCACUUGUUCAUUAGCCUGUUCCAGGCGUUUAAAUCGUGGAGCGCGGCGUUUAGAUGGGGAGCGAGUUAAAUCGUACGUGGGCAAAAUGAGGGGAAGAAAAGAAUCGAGGGGAGACAAGUCUUCCCAAUUCGUUUUCUUUUUUCCUUGUCAAUUUUCUUGCCCGAGCUCUAUCUAAAUGCCUGGAACAGACUACUUGUUGACUGCAGCAAUAUUAAAAAGAUGCAACCGCUUUGAAUUACCCUGCGAGCAGAGUCUAUCUAGGAAGAUCGAAGGAGACUCUUUUGAAUUGACAGAGAUAUAAAGUCUUGUUUUGUUUCAUAGUUGUAUUUGUAAACUUAUAGCAUCUUUUUAUAGGAGGCUUUACUGAAUUUUUAGCGUUAAAAAUUAGAGCCGAGGCUGCUUUACGGAGGGGCUGACUUUUGAUACUGUAUAUCUACAGUUGGACGAUAUGGAAUGGAAAAAGGGAAGUCAGUUAUUGACACCCUCUCGAUACGGCCGCGUGAUACUGGAGACGUCCCUGAAUAAAAAAGAGGAUUGGUUCACUGUUCUAAUAAUUAGAAACCUGAAGGAAUCAGACUCUGGAGACUACACUUUCACUGUUAAAACAGGACCAGCAACUAAAGUGAUGACAAAAAGCCUGGUUGUAAUUCCCAAA
Porites evermanni is the source of this 1073-nucleotide messenger RNA. Lineage: Eukaryota; Metazoa; Cnidaria; Anthozoa; Scleractinia; Poritidae. The record is from the annotation of a GenBank genome assembly.